Molecule: messenger RNA, 2220 nt
Organism: Aspergillus melleus
Lineage: Eukaryota; Fungi; Ascomycota; Eurotiomycetes; Eurotiales; Aspergillaceae
Product: putative proline--tRNA ligase AIM10
Exons: 6
Coding region: 197-2050 (617 amino acids)
Biological process (GO): prolyl-tRNA aminoacylation
Cellular component (GO): cytoplasm; mitochondrion
Molecular function (GO): proline-tRNA ligase activity; ATP binding
Source: RefSeq, a predicted model, not a curated record
CUUCGAUCAAUCUGGGGCUCUGGGGAUUGCGCAGCUCGGUCAAUUGACUCAAGGGUUUAGUGAAAGCUUCAAUUGAACCUCUCGUGAUUCAUGCUCUCCGGGGUCCGCCCGACUGCGGGCCGCUACUCGGGUCCGUAUCGAGCAUAUCUGGGAGUCUUGCGGUUCCAGAGAGUUCCAGGAUGCUGUUACCAUACUGAUGGGCGAAGUCGGAUAUCAAACUUCUGGAUCCCGACAGGUGGCAUCUCGAAGAAGAAUGUCACGGGAGAAAAAGGUACUCGCGAGAACCGUCGUCGCUCUGAUUGAUAGAUCUAACUCGGAAUUAGAGGAUGCAAAUGAUCUCUUGGUCAGAGGCGGUUUUCUUCGACAGGCUUACUCGGGCAUCUUCCACAUGCUACCUCUGGGACUACGUGUUCAAGAUAAACUAGAGCGUCUAAUCGACAAACACAUGCAAUCAAUUGGUGCCUCCAAGGUUUCUUUAUCGUCCAUAUCCGCCCAAGAGCUUUGGGAGCGGUCCGGACGUUUGACGGACAGUUCGGAGGUGUUCAGAUUUCUUGACCGCAAAGAGUCUCGCUUUCUUCUCGCUCCCACUCAUGAAGAAGAAAUCACCACCCUGGUUGGGAGUCUCGCCAAAUCUUACCGCGAUCUGCCUCUAAGGGUAUAUCAGAUCUCGAGGAAGUACAGAGAUGAGCCAAGACCCCGGCAAGGCCUCCUUCGUGGGCGUGAAUUCAUCAUGAAGGAUCUCUACACAUUCGACCACAGCGUGGAGGAGGCGCUGAAGACAUACUCGUCAGUCAAAGCCGCCUACACGGAACUUUUUAACGAGCUCAAAGUGCCAUAUUUGGUUGCUGCUGCAGACUCAGGUAACAUGGGCGGGAACAUGAGCCAUGAAUUUCACUUUCCCAGCGCGAAAGGUGAGGACACGAUCAUCAGCUGCACCAGCUGCGACAGUGUCUAUAACGAAGAGUUGGCGGAUGGGAAGGCCCAUGGGCCCGAGCAGAUUCCCCACCAGGCACCCCAGGCGGAUGGAUUUGACACCGGAGGAAAGUCCAUCGACGCGGCGUUCACCGUUUCAACGGGUCUCUGGAUGGCUAUUUCCAAGGACAAGCAAACCUUGCUUCGGGGCUGGUACCCGAUAUUCUCCAUGCAAGACGGAGGCCAGGAGCCCGUGAAACGAGAGGUCAAUUCUCACGCUGUCAAAUCCGUCGCGACCGCAGCAGGUAUCGAUCUCGAUCUCAGCGUCGAGAACCCCUUGGAGCAGUGGACGGAACAGAUCAAGUCUGCCAAGGCAUCAGACAGCUCUUCCUACCGACCGCGGGUUAUGGAUCUGUACGAUUCGCAGGUGCGCGUGUACAAACGGCCUCCUCUGAGUGAUCUGCUCCAGCAGGUGAACUGCGAGGUAGACGACAUCGACUAUUCAAUGCUCGACCGAUUCCCCGAGACGACCAGCGGGCUCAACCUGGUCAAGAUGCACGAGGGAGAUAAAUGCGGCCAAUGUGCUCAGGGACACAUGAAAACGCACACUGCCAUUGAGCUCGGCCACACCUUCCACCUGGGCACCCGAUACAGUGAGGUUCUCAAAGCAUCCGUCAUGCUCGACCAAGCCCACAAUGGCGGCGGCACGGAGGAUAAGGUUGUGCCUAUGCAGAUGGGCUGUCACGGCAUCGGCGUCUCCCGCAUGAUCACCGCAGUCGCCGACAGCCUCGCGGACUCCAAGGGUCUCAACUGGCCGCGUGCCAUGGCCCCUUACGAAGCCAUCGUCGUCCCGAUCAAGGGUCUAGAGGAAGAAGCCGAGAAGGUGUACGAUAUUCUCAGCGCGCAUUCCGGCUCCAGCUCUCCGAUCGAUGUCAUCCUCGACGACCGCGACAAGCAGUUGGGCUGGAAACUCGGCGAUGCCGAUCUGAUCGGAUAUCCGGUGAUCGUGGUUGUGGGUAAGGGAUGGAAGAAACAGCAGACCUUGGAAGUGCAAUGCCGUCGACUGGAUAAUCUGAGAGAAGAUGUGCCACUGGACCGACUGUCGGAGUUUGUCAAAUCCUUACUGGACCGACUAUAGUGGAGUGUUCGGCCAUGUCCGCGUCCUUGUACAAUAGAUAGGCGGUGCAAAGAUUGUAUACUAGUGUCUCUAUACCCCUCAUAUUCCCAACUCAUCUCAUUCGCCUUGGACAGGAACCCCGAUCCAUAAUCUCACGUCAAUCAACAACAAGAAAAACCCCUCAAUUGACG